Molecule: messenger RNA, 2661 nt
Organism: Symbiodinium natans
Lineage: Eukaryota; Dinophyceae; Suessiales; Symbiodiniaceae
Source: the annotation of a GenBank genome assembly
AUGGUGGCCUCGCAUACGCCGAAGCACUGCGACACUUUCCCGCCACAUUUGGAAUCAUCGCUGGAAGAUUUGAAUCAGAUUUUGGGCGAAUUCUCUGAAAGUGGUGCAGAUGGGGCGGAUGCUGAAAUCGAGCAGAAGAUUUGCAGCGUGUUGACCAGCUCGGAUGCCACAACCAGCUUGCUUUACCGUGAAACAGCAGAGCAUGCUGGAUUGUUUGCCCGGAGAUCAACGCUACAUGUAUUGAAAGGAGCAGCUUCAGGACGACCACGUUUGCAACAGGCGCUCUCUUCCUUCUUUGUGUCUGUUGCAAAUCUUGGGGACCAACUUCCCAUGACGGCAGCUUUGGUGUUGGGCGGGGCUUUGCUCGCGUUCCGACAAGGUUCUGAACGUGCUUUGCCGGCAGACAUUGUGUCGGCUCUCCAGCUUGUGCAGUAUUGGCUCGCUGGGGAAGCUCUGGAGGCUGUUGUAGUUGCAUUAAUGCAGCGGAGCCACGUGUUUUUGCCGCAAGUUGCUGAUGCAACCUCUGGUUGGUUAUGCGGUUUGCAGGAUUACUUGGCAGUUGCAUGUACGAAAGUUUUGCCUGUGCCUUCCGGACGAGAUUUCGCACAGUGGUUGGAUUCUUCAUAUUUGAGCCGGCUUGCGGAAGCGCAGCGCUUCUCCAUGUGUUCCGAGCCGCACGCUUUUGAGAACUUCGAGUCCAAGCCAUGGUGUUGGGACUUUUUAGGUCGCAUGUCCCUCCGAAAUGCCUCUGCAUUGGCAGCUGCUUUUUGCAAGGCGGCGUUCAAUUCGAUUGAUGAUGCGGUCAUGCUUGGAAAGUCGAUUUCAAAAUUGGCGGAGCAGAGCCCGCCAGCAAGCAGGGCGUUGGUGUGUGCAAUUCUGUGCGAGGCAGAGUCUUUUUUCAAGCAGUCGAGUUGUGGAAUCUUCUCGCGCGUGCCCGAGGGUGUUGCCCGUCUGUCAGCGUUGCUGCAUCCAUCGUUGGGAGCCGGUCUCCCUGUUCAGCAGCUCCUCGCUGUGCAAAUUUGGCAAACACGACGUGGCAGUGAAUUGGCAUGCCCGGUAGUUUUUGCCUUGGUCGACACGCUGCACGCAGCUGGAGCUACAUGUUGGUGGGAAGCCUAUUCGCACUGGCUAGAGGUCUGGGCCGAUCCCUCUUACUUUCAGUCGUCAGACAUUGUUGCUGAACGGAGCUUGGCACUGAGACUUGCCAGAGCAGUCCGCAGACACAUCCCGGACCAAGAUCCGAUACCUGGACAGUCAUCGAAGUGUUUCUUGCAAGGUAUUCAUCUAAGACUGUCGGCGCAGACGCGGGAACGACGCUUGUAUGGCAUGGCCGUGGCAGAACUACUAGCCGAGUGUCGCGGUUUUGCAACCGACGAGGGGCGGACACAGCUUCGAUUCGAUGGCUUUGACAGGACCGCUGCACCGGUUGCGGACCUUCAACUGGCUGGUGCCGACUUCGAGGUCGCACCUGCGCAGUUUGUGACAGAAACGGACGAGGACGUUCCAGCUGUCGUUGCUGCUGUGCCGGUGGUUCAGCAGGAGGAGCCGUCUCAGGUCAAUGCGUGCCAGCCCGCGCCUGAGACGAAGCCAGAAGCGGUGCCGGAAGAGGACAGCGAUGACGAGGAGGACUGCCAUCCAUUACGUGGCCUGGCUCCCUUGACACCUCUGGAUGCUCAGAAUGACUCCUGCUCUGAUUUGCUCCUGGUGCAGCAUCCGGCUUUUCUCCAAAGUGCCUAUGAGAUGCUGCUGGGGCCUGUGAAGAUUGCGUCGACUCCGCUCAGUGACGAGGCAUUUGGCAAACCCGGUGCUGCUCCUGAACCUGCAGCCGUGGCCCAUGCCAGAGUUUUGACUGCGCUGGCCGACCUACCUUCGCUGAUUGCUGCUGGCUCCCCUGACCUCUCCAGGCUUGCAGAGCCCCUCUGCGUUCGUUUGCUGCGCAUGGAGGCAACUAGCGAGGAGCUCCAGGAUCUGAGGUUGGAGGCGCUGGUCAGCUUGCUGGUAGCUGAUGCCAGCCGGCGUCAAGCUGUGCAACGCCUGACCUCAGACUUCACAGCCGAGGACCUGUCCUUGCAUGAGCGCCGUGCCAUUCUUCUCACCUUGUCGUCCGCAGCGCGGAAACUUUCUGCCAACAACGAGGUGGAAGAGGCGCGUGGACCAGGAGCCUCAUCACAGCGACCUGCAGCUGGCAAAACGCGCCGCUUUGCAUCAGCCACGCGCAUCCCUGCAUCCUUCCGAAACAGGUUUUCUGCAGAGGCGCGCCAUUUCCUGAUUCCGCUGGUGGCCAGGUGGAAGCAGCCAGACGGUGGAGCUGGAAAGUGGGCAGUUGGAGAGCCGAAUUUGGUUGCAGAGUUUCUUCGGUCAUUGGCAGUUAUGCUGGAAUGUGCGGGCCGAGCGUGUCCAGACCGUGACGUGCUUGGUCAGCAUUGCCUUCCGCUGGCGGAGGAGGCCCUCCAUCAUCUGGAAUCUCAAGUGCGCCGCUGCAGCUUAUUCUUGCUGUCACGCAUCGUGCUGGUUGGGUGCGAGGGCCUGAUUCUGGACAGAGACGGGAUCCUGGAGCAGCUAGAGGUGAUUCCAACCCAAGAAGCCGAUGAGACAUGCCGAAGGAUGGCAGCUGGCAUCUUGGCUUGCCUGAGCAAGACCAUCCUGAGUGCAGGCGUUUAA